Suillus fuscotomentosus is the source of this 165-nucleotide messenger RNA. Its product is annotated as ribosomal protein S30. The record is from RefSeq and is a predicted model, not a curated record. Gene Ontology annotation, cellular component: cytosolic small ribosomal subunit; ribosome. Lineage: Eukaryota; Fungi; Basidiomycota; Agaricomycetes; Boletales; Suillaceae. Gene Ontology annotation, biological process: translation. Gene Ontology annotation, molecular function: structural constituent of ribosome. The annotation marks the transcript as partial. The transcript is spliced from 2 exons.
GUUCACGGAUCUCUCGCGCGUGCCGGUAAGGUUAAGUCGCAAACACCAAAGGUUGAUAAGCAGGAGAAGAAGAAAACGCCAAAGGGCCGUGCUAAGAAGCGCAUCUUGUACAACCGCAGAUUCGUGAACGUAACAACGCUCCCUGGAGGCAAGCGGAGAAUGUGA